Cetraspora pellucida is the source of this 753-nucleotide messenger RNA. The record is from the annotation of a GenBank genome assembly. Lineage: Eukaryota; Fungi; Glomeromycota; Glomeromycetes; Diversisporales; Gigasporaceae.
AUGACUGAUUCAUUUUUUACUAUCUUGCUUUACACUGGAAAUUCGUAUAAACUAACUAAAAAGAAAUAUCCGCCAUCUCCUCCUUAUUUUCAUGGAAGGCUUAGUAAUGGACCACUUUGGAUAGAUUAUUUCGCAUCAAAAAUUGAUGCCAAGUUAAAUAAUUAUGCUUUUGGAGGUGCUUCAUGCGAUGCCACAUUAGUACCAUCUGUUAUAGGACCAAAUAAUAUUUCUGUCCCUGGAAUUGCUCAACAAAUAGAUUUUUUUAUAUCAAAUGAUAUGAAAAAGUUUGAUCCCGCAGAUAUUGUAGCAAGUAUUGGAAAAAGAAUGGAAAAUUUGUAUUGUCAUGGUGCUACCAAUUUCAUUGUCGCCAGUGACACGCCAGCAGAUGUUAGUAUACCAGGGCAGGCCGUUGUUUUUUCUCCAGAAUUCAUACAACAAAUUAAUGAAAAAAUUGAACUACACAAUCAAUACGCAAAUGCUGCUUUAGAAGCAUUCAAAGUCAAACAUCCGGAUGUUAAUCUAUAUAUAGUCAGUAUAACUAACAUUCUUGACACAAUUUUGGCUCCUGAAUCACUAGAAAAGUUAGGAAUAACAGUUGUUGAUAUAGGUUGUAUACCUGAUGAUGGCUUUGCAGGAAAGAAUAGUGUGGUUUGUGAUGUUCCUGAGAAAUACUUAUUUUACGAUAACUACACUGCCCUCAACACUAAGGUUCAUGAGAAAAUGUCUGAAAUGAUUUUAACUUAUUUGGAAUAA